Messenger RNA from Neoarthrinium moseri, 552 nucleotides. RefSeq lists its product as uncharacterized. NCBI's taxonomy places the organism in Eukaryota, Fungi, Ascomycota, Sordariomycetes, Amphisphaeriales, Apiosporaceae. The record is from RefSeq and is a predicted model, not a curated record. The transcript is spliced from 6 exons. The coding region runs from base 1 to 552 and encodes 183 amino acids.
AUGAGACCUCAACGCCAAUGGCUCGGACGAUCUGGAGCUGUCAUGACUGAGAUGGCAAAACCUCUCACCCCGUCCGCUUAUAACUUUAAUCAACCCGACUGUCGACCGGCCAUGAAGUGCAGUGCGCUCAGCUUGACGUCGGUGGUCGCUCUGCUCGUGGCCAGUGCUGCUGCAGGCGACUUCGUCGAGGAGAUGCAAAGAGAUUUCAAGAUGGCACUGCUGCCGCGGCAGCUUGCGACGAAUCUCCAGGCAUUUAGCGGGAAACUGGGAGGCGAAGCUGCCCCGGCUAUCACAAACUCGGGCAACCCGGAAAGGCCAUUUGAGGUGGACGGUGAUACCUUUACGGACUUCCAAUCCGCGGCAGGCCGAGCAUGUGACAACCAGAAAAACCUCUGCGCCAACCAGGCAAACAGUAACAAGGGCGGCUCUCUCGAAGUAGGGGACUGUGAUAAGCAGAAUGACCAAUGCAAACAAGCUGCCUCGAGCGCGACGGUGACCAGCUUUGCUACGCUGACGAGCUCGACUGCCGAUUUUGACAUUUUCUGCGAGUAA